Dentiscutata heterogama is the source of this 598-nucleotide messenger RNA. The record is from the annotation of a GenBank genome assembly. NCBI's taxonomy places the organism in Eukaryota, Fungi, Glomeromycota, Glomeromycetes, Diversisporales, Gigasporaceae.
AUGAAUAAACGAAAAUUUGAAUAUAAAUCUAAUAACGAAAAAAAAAUCAAAACUGAUAAUGUAAACUUAACAGAAGAACAAAAGAAAGUGGUUGAUAUAGUUUUAAAAGGUGAAUCGAUUUUUUACACAGGUUCUGCUGGAGUUGGAAAGAGUUAUUUGUUAAGAUAUCUUAUUAAAGAAUUAAAAUUAAAAUAUCGAGAAAAAUAUAAUGUUGCGGUAACAGCCAGUACUUCGAUUGCGGCGUUAAAUAUCAAUGGUGUGUUGAUUAUUGAUGAGAUAUCAAUGUUAAGUUGUGAUGCGUUUGAAUUGAUAAAUGAAAUCUUACAAGAAAUUCGUAGAAAUCAGAAUCCGUUUGGAGGUGUGCAGUUAAUUGUAACAGGUGAUUUUUUUCAAUUACCGCCUAUUCCAAAUAAAGGAGAUAAGAGAAAACCUUAUGAUUUGCAUUUAAAGAACGAUCAUGAAGUUAUUGAAAAUAAUGAUAUUAAAUACGAACCAAUGAUUUUAUUUUCUGAUAAGAAUUCUGCAAAAUUUCAUAAUUAUAACAAAUUACAUUCUUUAAAAGGAAAAAGAAUUUUAGAAUUUUAUUCAAAUGAUUGGA